Messenger RNA from Bradysia coprophila, 1545 nucleotides. RefSeq names its product Sorting nexin 21 (gene Snx21). NCBI's taxonomy places the organism in Eukaryota, Metazoa, Arthropoda, Insecta, Diptera, Sciaridae. The record is from RefSeq and is a predicted model, not a curated record. Gene Ontology annotation, cellular component: early endosome membrane. Gene Ontology annotation, molecular function: phosphatidylinositol phosphate binding. Gene Ontology annotation, biological process: protein transport.
UGUGUCAUCAGUUCCGUCAAACGCAUCAAACGUUUCGCACGAAAUAGGCAUCAUAAACAAAGAGAACAAACAAGAAAUAAUAAAACCUUAAACCCGAAACUGAUUUGUGUGCGCUUAUACUGUACGCUGUCUUUGUGUUUAAAAACAAAACCAUAAAAGAAACGAUGACUAAUUAGAUCGGAAUCAUACAAGGAAAAACAAACAUUCUAACAUUCAAUAUACUAACACAGAGCGAACGUCAUUCACCAGUUGCAAUUAUGUACGUAGCUACGAUGCGUCGAUCAUCGAAUCCGAAUGCUGAAUCGAUUGAUGAAACCGAUGAUAGUCCGGUGGAGGGUUUAGAAGAAGGGACAUUGGCAAUUGGCAGUCGAACAAAUGGCAGAAAUGUAAUAGACAUUUGGAAAAAUCCAGCAGCGAGACCAGCCAUUACCAAUGGAAUACAUUUCGAAAUACCGUAUGCUCGGGUUAUGCCUCCCGAUAGCAGUAACACGUCCGUGAAAAAAUUCGUCGUCUACGACAUCAUAAUACGCCACGAUCAAGCAGCUUCCGAACAAAAUUCUGCCGUUAUCGAACGGCGGUACACGCAUUUCCUUCAGCUGUACACAAAUCUCAAACGGGAUCACUCACAACUGAUGCAGAAAGUAGACUUUCCGAAGAAGGCGUUCAUCGGCAACUUUUCCGGUGAACUUAUCGCCGAGAGGAGUAACGCGUUUGAACGAUUCUUGGACUAUGUUGUGUCGACGACUGUACUUCGUGAAUCCGCACAUUUCCUCGCGUUUUUGCAGGAAAUCGAAUUGGAUCAAGCGUGCCAGUUAUUGGAUGAGCGUCGUAAUGAACAGGCUGUUCCGAUUUUGGAGAAUUGCUUUCGUCUAUUGAACAAAAUAUACACCGACCGAUCAAAGUGCGUUCUUCUGGUUCUGUGCCGUCUGUUGGCAGCCGCCACCACAUCACCUGUCCCACAUCCAUUUGCUGAAAAAUUUGCCGAAAUAGCUCUGCGUCGCUUCGACCAUGUGUCGGACGCGGAUCUUUUAGUGCUGUAUGUCCCAUUGCUUCAAACCUGUGUCCAUUUGUGGUGGCAGCGUGGACGCGAUAGUACCCUCAUCACCGAGAGACUAAAUGGCUUGGAAAUGAAGGGCAUCAAUACGAAGGGUAAAACACUGACCCAAGCCAUACAUGCGCUAGAUCCACGUGGUGAGACGAAUUGAAAGUGGGUCGUGGAUGGAGCGACAUUCGACAUUUUUUACGACUAUAUUUUUAUGAUGAUGAUGACGAUGAUGAUCACGACUUUGUGGAACUGACGGCAGCUUAUAUAUGGAGCUUAUGCUGGUGCUUUCCCAUUCAAUUUUGUAGUUUUAGUAAGAUUUUGUUAAUGUGCAACUGAUUAAUUGUAUGUCCAUAACGUUUAUGGUGAUGACGACACAUAACAGAGUUAAUUUUAAGGUUCAGUAUACAAAUGGAAGAGAGUGACCAUUUCGUGACAUUUUAUUGUCUCAAUUUUAUUUUUGUAACGUAAAAUAAAGGUCGUGUCGAUUACUGAUUUAUUGA